Messenger RNA from Musa acuminata AAA Group (dessert banana), 3584 nucleotides. Its product is annotated as homeobox protein ATH1-like. Lineage: Eukaryota; Viridiplantae; Streptophyta; Magnoliopsida; Zingiberales; Musaceae. Gene Ontology annotation, biological process: regulation of transcription by RNA polymerase II. Gene Ontology annotation, molecular function: DNA-binding transcription factor activity, RNA polymerase II-specific; RNA polymerase II cis-regulatory region sequence-specific DNA binding. The transcript is spliced from 7 exons. The record is from RefSeq and is a predicted model, not a curated record. Bases 1836 to 3461 code for a protein of 541 amino acids.
GGUCAGAGUGGAUAUCGAAGGAUAAAAUGACUGUCUUGACUCGAUUAUUAUUGAAGAAAUAGUCGAUCUCAAAGAAGGAUCAAACAUUGCUGUAUGACUGACUCGACUUAAUUAUUGUUAUAGGCACCUCUUGUUUCUCUGAUGAUCCAAGUGACUGAGAAGUCAUGUAUUCACAUCUAAAUCUCAUAGGAGAGGGAACAGUUUGCCUUUUUUCCUUCUCGGUUUUGGAUGAUUGCAUUCAAGGGAGUGUUGGCUUCUUCUCGUGUGUCAACCUCUUCCUUCUCAAGCGCUAAAGACCGCUCCUUUAUCUUGUCUUCCGGGCGGAGGGAGACGCAGGUAACUUAAGUCAGGUAAAAUAACUGCUAUUUUCCGACACAAUAAAUCUGUCAGAAAUCUCUCCAUUGGAUUUGGCUGACAUCAUCUUGUCCUCUUCCUUCCUUUUACCUGCAUUUCUUCUACUGUAUCCAAGAAAGCAGCUUUUCUCUCUCUCUCACUCGCGCGCGCGCUCUGACCAUCAUCACAAGUAAUGCCGUCUUCAAGAGAAAAGUGCGGGCUCAAAUGCGUACUCCUUGAUCAGGUAGCGGAGAACAGCUCCCGAGGACACAGAACCUGCACAGUGGUUUCACAUAAUUUGGUUACCACUAUUGUGCAGAGAGUUGCAGACGGAGAGGGUGAAGAAAGCGAGAGAAUAAAUGAGGCUGCUCUGCUUCUGUCUUCUUUUCUUUGCCUUGUUUUGUCCAUUGCAUGGGCUUGAUUGAUGACCCAGAUGUACCUUCUCUGCUAAAGCUCAUGGGACCCUUCCAUGGGCCAAGGUAAAUGAAGAAAGAAAAGACUUCUCUUUGACUUCUGGCUGGAUUUUUUUGAGCAGGGUGAAAGGAGGAAGAAAGCCACCAGGAUUCGCAACUGGUUGUGGUGGGUAAAAGUAUAGGAAGGUGAAAAGGUUCUGCUGAUUUCUUUUACCAUGUGAGAAUGAAUAGGAGGACUGAUUGAGUAGCUUUCUGCUGAGUUUUGUAGAAAACCAUCCUCUCAAGAUAUUAAGAUAUCAUUGUUUUGAUCUGAAGGAACUGACCUCUCACGCUUUGCUUUGUCUUUUGAUCAUCCAUGACCUUCUUCUAGUCCCAUGUUCCUGUCAUUUGGGCUUGUGCUGCCAAGGCAAGACUCACUCUGAGCAAAUCAUGGAGAAUCACACUUGGUGAAACUAUAGCAUUUGGCCAUAUGCUCUUUGGGUAGGGGGAAGGCAUAAUUCUUCUUCAGCCAUGGGGCCCACUAUUUUGGAUGUUGUGCUUCAUGAAAACCCAAUUCUCUGAUCACUUGAAAACAAAGAUCUGCUGCAUCCUAUAAGGAAAUCAGCCACUUCCUUUUUAUGGCUGAAGAAGUGAUUUCUUCCUGUGGUCUUGGAAGAACAGUGGGGACAUAUCCAGCCUGAUUUGGUUCUCAUCUCCAAGGCUCUCUGGCCUCAGCUCAUCAUCCAGAGAGGAGACAACAGAUGGUUAUUCUUUUUGGUAGCUUAUUGUCUGAGCACUCAAGAACAGUCAAGAGAGGAGGAAUGCAGCAUGGAACUCUGUAUGAGUCCUUAGGAGAUACUCCAGUCAGGUGAAGCAUGCAAGUCCAUAAGCAGAAGACAAAUGGGAAUGAGUAAAGGCACACUAAAUAACCCAGAAAUUUGCAGAUGUUUAUAACUCAGAAAUAUGUAGGAAUUAAUAAGGCUAAUCGACAAGAUAAAGCAUCCUCACGUCAUAUGAAGAUGGCACCUGAAUCUUAAUCUACCAAGUUCUACGUAUCAAGUAGUCCGUCAGUAGCUUCUUGAGACUGGAAUUUCAGCAGCGUGUGCCGGAAUGGAGAGUGAUAUCUUCAAUGGCUCACUAUCUGUCUUUAAUCAUAACCUUAUGAUUCUUGAUUCAGCAUCAUCAUAUGUGCUUUCAGAUUCUCUUGUGCAAUCGAGCUUACCACAUCACAACAGCCAUAGGCAAAUAUUGCAAGAAGUUACAGAUGACAUACACUUGAUAAGAAAUGGUGCCAUGGAAUGCAGUGAUGUUCCAUCUUCUAGAUAUAUCAGUCAAACUGGAAAUGCUUCAUGUUCCAUUGCUAGCCUUUUCUCUUCCACCACUUGUUUGCCUGAAAAUAUCAUCAGGGUUGAUGCAACCUCCAAUUUAGGAUUUCCACCAGAAGAAUUGAGAGUUCCUAUCUCCAACAAUUUGCCACAUUCAGCCUCACCACAUUGUGAUUUCGGUAUACAACAUGAUCCCGGUCUCCUUGCAUCUAAAAAUGAAGCCACUUUGUUUGCUGAACUUGAUUAUAGUAAAACAUGUAGUGUGGUUCAUCCAUCUUAUCAUGUAACAGGCAGCUCAGGUCCUGGUUGGAACUUCCAUAACUCUGCUCCAGAUGGUGAACUGUGUUUGAGAAUUGGCCAGUCUUCGGUUCCAGACAUGGGCAAUGUUGCUGAUCAAUGCUCUGAACGAAUUAAGUCAGCAGACAAUUCAAACCUACCUACUGAUUUUGGAGCCUGCAAUCAUGCUUUUCGGAAGUCCCUGCAUGAUUUUGGCUCAGGAAUGGCACAAGAGGAGGCUACUACUCACACCGAGAAGUUUUAUUCAGACGUUGGUUCUUCUGGUCCAGCUCAUUUCUCCCUUGUAUUGUUACGAUCAAAAUAUCUCAUUGCGAUCCAAGAAGUUCUUGGCGAAGCUGUCUCUUAUGCGCUAGAAAAUGCUAGUGCAGCAAAGAUGUCCUUUUCUUCAAGCUGCUCCAGUGUAAGGGAAAUUCCAAUACCUGUUUCAGAAGAACUUCCUCUUUCAUUUGGACAAACUGAACCCCUCGGAAGUAUGGAUAGUGGAUAUUCUCAGGAAGUUAAAGCUCAGCUACUAACACUGCUUCAGUUGGUUGACCACAGUUACAACCACUGCUUAGACCAGAUCCAGAAUGCUGUAACAUCAUUCCUUUGCCUAUCUCAGUCAAGCACAUCUGAGAACACCCCUGCUCGCUUCGCACUGCACACAGUUUCUUCCCUCUACAAAAGCUUGAGGAAGAGAAUUACUAGUCAGAUUCUUACGAUCGAUCAACAUCCAAGCAUAGCAUGGGCAAACGAGAACGAGGGAAGCUAUGAGUCAUCGCUGAUCCAAAAGCAGUGGGCUCUGAGGCAGCUGAAGAAGAGUGGCCAACAAUCUUGGAGACCCCAGAGGGGCUUGCCCGAAAAGUCGGUCUCGGUCCUCCGAGCAUGGUUGUUUGAGAAUUUUCUGCAUCCGUAUCCUAAAGACAACGAGAAGCAUUCGCUCGCGAUCAAAAGCGGUUUGACAAAGGGCCAGGUGUCCAAUUGGUUUAUAAAUGCCCGAGUUCGCAUUUGGAAACCAAUGAUAGAGGAGAUGUGUGCAGAACUCAACAAGAAGAGAGCAGAUGGAGGGGCAGGUGAGAGUAGGAGCCAUGGAAAUGUUGGUGUGCAGAGGCUUGGCUCAGUAUCAGUUGAAUGAGUUCUUUCCCUUGCUUGGUUGAAGUCAUUUCCUUCUUCUAUGGUGUCACUGGAUUCAAGAUCAUGUCAUGUUGGGCUGGUCCUAUCAAAAUGGCAGGUGAUCCAUGUAUCAAAUUAGAUUUCA